ACAGAGGAAAGUCCUGCUGCUGAAGGGAUCCCUGUGACAGAAUUCUGAGUGCUGGCUGCCUGCUGUACACAAGUUCUAAAGUCAGGGUGAUUUGUGCUGCCAUUCACCUGGCCCUGGCUGGGGCAGCUCUGGGUGAAUGUUCUUGUUCUCUAAAGGAGCUGGGAACCCCCUUUCACCAUAAAGCCUCGUGGAGUGUUGCAAGAGUUUGGGUUCUGGGAGAAGAGAUUGGGCAGGAAAUGUGUCAAAAGCUCCUGAAAGCCUCCUCAGCUGGCUGUGUCAGUGCUCAGUGUCCAAUGGGACAUGGUUUGUUCCAGAGGAGUUCUGGACUUCCAUCACUCUUGUUCCUUUUCUUUCCAUAGGAAGCUUUUCCCUGAAGGAAUUUGUCAAAACUCAAAAAUCGCAGCAAAGCACACACACAAAUAGCCUCCCCUGUGUGCUGAGAUGUGAUUUGUGUACUCCAUAAACCCCAGUGGGCACACGGGGGGUGCCUGCAAUCCCAUUUCUAGUGGGGUUGAGGGACAUGGUUUUCUUGUACCUCAGUUCACCAAAAUGGUCUUCUUUAGAGGCAAGAACCUUCCUUCAAGCCAACCGAAGCUGAAGCUGCCUUACUUUUUUUCAGACUAACAGUUCCAGAGAAUGCAGGUGUCUUUCAUGGUUUCCUGUUUUUUUGUCAAUUUAAAUAAAAAAGUGAAGUUGCUUAACUUCCACAAUUGGGUAAGCCCACAUCUGAUUGACAUUUGAGCUUUUAGCUGGUGUGACAGAUUGUUCUCACAAAGCAAGUGGUUAAAGUGGUGUGCUGACACUUGGGGAGCUUUCCAGCAGCCCUUCCAUGGUGGGAGCUGUCAGUUAAUGCUCUGAGAGAAUGGGAAGCUUUUCCUCAAAAGAAGCUCCAGUUACACCAGAACCCAUUUGCCCUACCACCACUGUCCCUACCACUGCCCACACCCCUACAGCUGAUUUCAGAGCUGCAGAAGAGAGAUGCUGGAUUAAUAACCACGAAAUACUGUACGUGUCACUGGCCUUCAUCUCUGGCAUCCUCCUGACUGUCCUGGUUUUUGCAAUCAUCUUCCUCUUCAGGAAAAGUUCUAAAAGAUCCCACCAAAAUUUACCACAGGAAACCUUCACCCAGAGGGCAGCUGAGGAAUCUCUUAGGAGCACCCAGAAUGAAGUGACCUACAGCACUCUGGUCUUCCAGCAGGGCAGGACACCGCUGCCUGUGUGACGAGCAAGUUCCAAGUGAAAUCAGAAUGCUCCCACUUUCUGGACAGCAAAAGCCACGAGGAUGUUACACCAAGGGAAGGCCCUGGGAAUGCCCCCGUGCCCUCUGUAACACAGCUCUUUUUGUAGCUAUGACAGGAAAUUGUCUCCUGUUCAAACUGGCUGCCAACAGCUGCGGGCAAAUGGAGUUUCUGUACAGGAUUUCUUCAUCUGUAGAAAUCUCCCUGCCCUUGUAAAGUUUCCGUUUGUGAGAACUGCCAGAGAGAAAUGAGAAAUGAAAAUGUUUCUCUGCAUCUA
This is a messenger RNA of Passer montanus (Eurasian tree sparrow), 1515 nucleotides long. RefSeq names its product chromosome unknown C1orf162 homolog (gene CUNH1orf162). The coding region runs from base 863 to 1222 and encodes 119 amino acids. The record is from RefSeq and is a predicted model, not a curated record. NCBI's taxonomy places the organism in Eukaryota, Metazoa, Chordata, Aves, Passeriformes, Passeridae. The transcript has 6 exons.